Molecule: messenger RNA, 3623 nt
Organism: Dioscorea cayenensis subsp. rotundata (Guinea yam)
Lineage: Eukaryota; Viridiplantae; Streptophyta; Magnoliopsida; Dioscoreales; Dioscoreaceae
Product: AP3-complex subunit beta-A
Exons: 11
Coding region: 54-3476 (1140 amino acids)
Biological process (GO): vesicle-mediated transport; intracellular protein transport
Cellular component (GO): membrane coat; AP-3 adaptor complex
Source: RefSeq, a predicted model, not a curated record
UCUCCGAUUCCAAGCGGAAGGGUCCCUCUCUCCGUCUCCGUCUCCGUCUCGGCAUGGCAUCGAUGUUCCCCCAGUUGGGAGCAACGGCGGAGAGCUUCAGCAAGGCGUCUUCGCUGGUUCUCCGGAUCGGCACCGAUGCCCACCUCUACGACGACCCUGACGAUGCCAGCAUCGCCCCCUUGCUCGACAGCCGCUUCGACUCCGACAAGUCCGAGGCCCUCAAACGCCUCCUAGCCCUCAUAGCUCAGGGCGCCGAUGUCUCCCACUUCUUCCCCCAGGUCGUGAAGAACGUCGCUUCUCCAUCACUCGAAGUCAAGAAGCUCGUCUACCUUUAUCUGCUCCAUUACGCUGAGAAGCGACCGAACGAAGCGUUGCUUUCAAUCAACUGUUUUCAGAAGGACCUCUCAGAUACGAACCCUUUGGUGCGUGCCUGGGCUUUGCGUACCAUGGCUGGUAUUCGGUUGCACGUUGUCGCUCCUCUGGUUUUGGUAGCUGUUGGCAAGUGCGCCAGAGAUCCCUCCGCAUAUGUGAGGAAAUGUGCUGCUAGUGCGCUACCUAAGUUAUCUGAUUUGCGCCACGAGGAGAAUGCUUCUGCUCUUGAGGAGCUCGUGGGUGUUCUGCUGAGUGACCAUUCCCCUGUGGUGGUUGGAGCUGCUGCCGCUGCGUUUAAUUCUGUUUGCCCUAAUAAUCUGUUGUUAAUUGGAAAAAAUUUUAGAAGAUUGUGCGAGGCCCUGCUUGAUGUGGAGGAGUGGGGGCAGGUUGUCUUGAUUGACAAUCUUCUGAGAUAUGUAGUUGCUAGACAUGGACUUGUCAGUGAGUCGAUUAUGUUUGCUUCAGGCUCUACUGUGAGUUCUGAAUCCGAAAAGGACUCUUGCAGUGAUUCUCUGGAGUGUGAUGACAAUCAUGUCUCUGCGGCAUCUGAUGCCAAGCUAAAUGCAUUGAUGUUUAAGUGCUACAUGGAAGGACAAGAAGAGUUUUUAUCACAGCCUGGUUUAUUAAACGGGGAUGGUGAUCAGUCUGAGAAGGCUGUGUCUACUUCAUGCAAGAAUGAGGAUGUAAAGCUUUUGUUGCAGUGCACAUCACCGUUGUUGUGGAGUCAAAACAGUGCUGUUGUUCUUGCAGCUGCUGGUGUGCAUUGGAUUAUGGCGCCCCGGGAUGAUGUUGACAGAAUUGUUAAACCACUUUUGUUUCUUUUAAGAUCAUCGUAUACUUCAAAAUAUGUUAUUCUCUGCAACAUACAAACUUUUGCCAAAGUGCUUCCAGCAAUUUUUGCACCAUAUUUUGAAGACUUCUUCAUUUGUAGCUCAGAUCCCUAUCAUGCGAGGGCUCUGAAACUUGACAUACUGUCCACCAUUGCUACAGAUUCGUCAGCUCCAAUUAUUUUUGAGGAAUUCCAGGAUUACAUUGUGGAUCCAGAUAGGCAAUUUGUUGCUGAUACAGUUGCUGCAAUUGGGUUAUGCACACAAAGACUUCCUUCUAUGGCUAACAGUUGCCUGGAAGGUCUUUUAGCUCUAAUUGUACAAGAAUCUUCUAUCUGUAAUGGUGAUAAUAUGAAUCAAGAAGCAGUUAUAGUGGUUCAAGCCAUCAUGUCCAUAAAAGCUAUCAUAAAGCUAGACCCAGCUACUCAUGAGAAGGUCAUUGUCCGGUUAGUUCGCCUUUUGGAUGCAAUCAAGGAGGCUGUGGCUCGUGCAUUAAUUGUGUGGAUAGUGGGAGAGUACAACUCUGUUGGAGAGAUUAUUCCUAAAGCAAUCCCGACUGUACUCAGCUAUCUGGCUGGGAGCUUUAUCUCAGAAGAGGUUGAAACAAAGCUCCAGAUCCUGAAUACUGCUGCUAAGAUUGCAAUAAGUGGUCACAAAGGGAAGCAGAUGUUCAGAAAGAAUUUAAGCUAUGUUCUUGAAUUGGCAAAAUAUGAUAUGAAUUAUGACAUUCGAGAUCGUGCUCGCAUUAUAGAGAAGUUGGUGGAAUGCUAUAUCUCUCCAGACGAUGAUGAUGGUAAUAUUGGCUCAACACCUAAUAAUGGCAUAAUCCAUGAAUUUGUAGAAGAAAUACUCAGUGGAAAGUUGCAGACAACCUAUCCUUCAGUUAAUAAUUCACGGUUUUAUCUUCCUGGAUCUCUUUCGCAAACAGUCCUCCAUACGGCUCCUGGUUAUGGUCCCCUUCCAAAGCCAUGCAGCCUACUUGAUAGCCACCAUCAUCUUUGUUCAGAAAUGUCUAAUGAGACAAGAGUACUGGAUAUGAGAAUGGGUAAAACUGCAUUAUCGUCAUCUGGAACUUCAGUUGAAGAAAAUGAUUCAGAUUAUGAUUCUGAAAAUUCAUAUGUAAGCUCAAAUGCUAGUGAGGGGAUUGCUAGCAAGUCAGAUGGCUCUAAUGAUGACAGCGAAAGCACUUUAUCUGGUCAACGUGACCCUCCAAAUGAAACUGAAGCCCCUCUAGUUCAUAUUUCUGAUAUUGGAGUUAAAGAUAAUCCUAAUGCUUUGGCAAAUACUAGCGCGUCUUGCUCUACUGAUUUAACUGAGUUAAUGUCUAAGUCAGCUCUAGAAUCAUGGCUUGAUGAGCAACCCGGCUCAUCAUCUGCACAGCAGAAUUCCUUCAACCUAGCGUCUGCCAGAAUCUCAAUAAAUGAUCUUCAUUAUAUUGUGAAACCAAAAUUGCGGGCACUGCUAGAUCCAGUAAAUGGGAAUGGUUUGAAACUGGAUUAUGUGUUUGCAUCUGAGGUUUCAUCUCUUUCCCCUUUUCUGGUCUGCAUCGAAGUACAUUUUGAAAAUUGUUCUGCAGAAUCCUUGAAGGGAAUAUCUGUGAAGGAUGAAGAUUCUGAUGCCAGCAUCGACUCUGCGUGUCAAAUUUCUGAAAAUUCUGAAAGGUUGUCAACUGCUAGGGAUGUACCCACACUUGUACCAAUGGAUGAGAUUUCUUCUCUAGAUCCAGGUGAGACAGUGAAGAGAGUCCUUCAAGUUUGCUUUCAGCAUCACCUGUUACCGCUCAAGCUAGCAGUGCUCUGCAACAACAAAAAGCAUUCAAUCAAAUUAUGGCCUGACAUUGGUUAUUUCAUGAGACCAUUGACCAUGAACAUGGAAGCAUUUCUUCACAAGGAGUCUCAACUUCCAGGGAUGUUUGAGUGUAUGAAAAGAUGCACUUUCAGAGACCAUAUUGAGGAUGUAGAGCAUGAAGGUCAGCACUCUGCUCAUUGUGAUGACAAGUUUCUAGUCGUUGCUCGGUGUCUGGCAUCCAAGGUACUCAGUAACGCAUGCGUUCACCUUGUAAAUGUGGACAUGCCGGUUUCUUCAGAUGCGGACAAUGCAUCAGGUUUAUGCUUGAGAUUCAGCGGCGAAAUACUAAGCAACUCAAAACCAUGUUUAAUAACAGUCACCGCCGACGGCAAAUUAUCUGGACCGUUGGAAAUCUCUGUUAAAGUCAAUUGUGAAGAUCCAAUCUUUGGUCUAAACCUUCUGAACAGGGUAGUUGCAUUUCUACAAUGAGGUGUAUGCAGUGUCUUUUCUGCUCAAGUUUGUACCGCUCUUUAUGUUUGUUUGUAAUUUUGGUUGAAGUUGAUACAGAUUUUCUCAAAUCUUUUGAUUGGUAAAUAAAGAACUGCCCUAUUACUUUUAAAUUCAAAUACACAUACA